Messenger RNA from Linum tenue, 702 nucleotides. The record is from the annotation of a GenBank genome assembly. Lineage: Eukaryota; Viridiplantae; Streptophyta; Magnoliopsida; Malpighiales; Linaceae.
AUGAUUACCAGGAAGUUGGCCGAGUUUGGAUAUCAUCGAAGCGCCAAGAAAUGCAAAGAGAAGUUUGAGAAUGUGUACAAGUACCACAAGCGCACCAAGGAUGUCCGUACGAGCAAACAGGAAGGCAAAAACUAUCGCUUCUUCGAGCAAUUAGCCGCCUUCGAAUCCCAGCCUCCCGCCGGAGCCACUCCCACUCCUCCACCGCCGCAUCCGGCCGCAACGACAAUGCCAGCCUUCAAUCCACCUCCUCCACCGCAGGCUCAGCCCGCCGCCUUCGUCACCAUGGCUCAUCACAUUACAACUGUUCCAUCGACAACUGUUCCUCCGCCGGUGGUUGCACCACCAACUUCAACAUCGUCCGAAGUGGAGCUCCACCCCGACGGCCGGCACAAGCGGAAGCGGAAGGACUUCUUCGAGCGGCUGAUGACGGAAGUGGUCCACAAGCAGGAAGAGAUGCAGCGGAAGUUUCUAGAAGCCAUCGAGAAGCGGGAGCACGAACGAAUGGCGCGUGAGGAGUCGUGGCGAAUGCAAGAAAUGUCCCGGAUAAAUCGGGAGCGCGAGAUCCUUGCUCAGGAGCGGUCCAUCGCCGCCGCCAAAGAUGCCGCCGUGAUGUCGUUCCUCCAGAAGCUCUCCGACCAGCAAAACUCCGAAAAAUUUCGUUCUCCACCUGCGCAUGUGCUUCGAAUUGCCAUUACUGCCUGA